Culicoides brevitarsis is the source of this 688-nucleotide messenger RNA. RefSeq lists its product as uncharacterized. The record is from RefSeq and is a predicted model, not a curated record. Gene Ontology annotation, cellular component: membrane; neuron projection. Lineage: Eukaryota; Metazoa; Arthropoda; Insecta; Diptera; Ceratopogonidae. The coding region runs from base 1 to 660 and encodes 219 amino acids. Gene Ontology annotation, biological process: vesicle-mediated transport; G protein-coupled receptor signaling pathway. The transcript is spliced from 5 exons.
AUGUUAGGCAUACAUCAUAUGGCAGCAUGUGAAUUGACACAGAUUUCAAAUUUGAAUACGUUAAUCAUUGAAAUAAACAGCCAAGUUGCAUUGUUCCGCGACUUGCUAAUGCACAUCGGUCAGUCACGUGAUUGCCCGGAAUUACGUGAGAAAAUCCGUAAGCUGCGACGAUCGUGUGUCGAAGCAUGCAAACACACCACCCAACUAAUAGUGCCACAAGUGAGAACAGCUGUUGCCGAAGGAAUUCUAACGGACAACCCACAUUUGGUGCUUUUAUUUUACUUGUCGCAACUUUUUCUACGUGAAUUAAUUAAAAGUCAUAGAUUAAUACAAGUGAUACCUAUGGACAUGUCUGGAUACUAUGAAAACCGUGCCGGACCAUCUAAUUUAGGAAAUGUAAUUAGUCAAAUUCUGUUAUGCAAAACAAUAACACCGGAUUUUAACGAAGAGGAAUUAUGCAGUAUUACCAAAGAUUCGCAAGAAAUCGCUCGCCUGCUGCAGGAUAUGCAGGAAUAUAUGCCGCAACAAGAGACGUAUUUAGAACGUCCAAUGGCUCUCAACACGGAAGUAAAUGGACCUUGGCCCGCGAAACGUCGUCGUGGUUCCAUCUACAAAAACAUGGGACUCCUUUGUUGCGUUUCGCGUCCCAAUUAUCUCUGAGAAUUCGAACGACUUUAUGUCACGCGUA